CACUUCCUGUCCGCUCGCUCUUCAGUGGGUUUCACUUCCGUCUGCCUGAAGCGGGUCGAGCUCGUUCUGUCCAAACACUUUCUAUAUUUUUAUCUUGAACUCAGCUGGUACCGUGGACCGGGCAGUCAUGUCUAGUCGCGAAGCCCUCAACAUGAAGCUGCCUCCGAUCCAGUCCACGGCCGGAGCCGUGCCGGUCCGGAACGAGAAAGGUGAGCUCUCCAUGGAGAAGGUGAAGGUGAAGCGGUACGUGUCGGGUAAACGACCUGACUACGCGCCAAUGGAGUCGUCGGACGAGGAAGAAGAGGACUUCCAGUUUGUGAAGAAGGGAAAGGAAAUGAUGGAGAUGCCGGAGCUGGAGCUGGAGGAAGAGGAGGUCUCUGACCCACGUCUCAAACGUCUGCUCAACCGUGUCUCCGAGGACGUGGAGGAGAGGCUGGCGAGACACAGACAGAUCGCAGAGCCUGAAGUCGUGGCCGAGAGCAGCGAGGACUCUGAUGAAGGAACCUGGCACCCGGAGCGAGAGGAGAGCAGCGAGGAAGAAGAGGAGGAAGAGGAAGAAGUGGACGAUGAGGAAAUCGAGAGGAGACGAGCGAUGAUGAGGCAGCGAGCCGUCGAACGCAAGAACGAGGAGAUGGAGGUCAUGGAGGUGGAGGAGGAAGGGAAGUCCGGGGAGGAGUCGGAGUCGGAGUCUGAAUACGAAGAAUACACAGACAGCGAGGACGAAGCCGAGCCGCGACUCAAACCUGUCUUCAUUCGCAAAAAGGACAGAGUCACGGUGGCGGAGCGCGAGGCAGAGGAGCAGAGGCAAAGAGAGCUGGAGGCCGAGGCCAAGAAGCAGGCGGAGGAGCGACGUCGCUACACCCUCAAGAUCGUGGAGGAGGAGGCGAAGAAGGAGUUUGAGGAGAACCGACGCACGCUGGCCGCUCUGGACGCUUUGGACACAGACGGAGAGAACGAGGAGGAAGAAUAUGAAGCCUGGAAAGUCCGAGAGCUGAAACGCAUCAAGAGGGAUCGAGAGGCCAGAGAACAGAUGGAGAGGGAGAAGGCUGAAAUCGAGAGAUUCCACAACCUGACGGAGGAGGAGCGCAGAGCCGAGCUCCGCAACAGCGGCAAAGUCAUCACCAACAAAGCCACCAAAGGCAAAUACAAGUUUCUGCAGAAGUACUACCACAGAGGUGCCUUCUUCAUGGACGGGGAGGACGACGUCUACAAGAGAGAUUUCAGCGCGCCGACUCUGGAGGAUCACUUCAACAAAACCAUCUUACCCAAAGUCAUGCAGGUCAAAAACUUUGGUCGGUCCGGACGCACCAAGUACACCCACCUGGUGGACCAGGACACCACGUCGUUCGACUCGGCCUGGGCUCAGGAGAGCGCUCAGAACAGCAAGUUCUUCAAGCAGAAGGCGGCGGGCGUGAGGGACGUGUUCGACAGACCCACGGUGAAGAAGAGGAAGACUUAAGACGUGAAACGGAGACUUUAGAGACUGUCCAGAGGCCGAGCCCAGGGACUCUCUCCUGGACUUUGAACUGUUUAUCUACGAGGAGGUCGCACUAUCAUUUAAAAACGUUAUUUAAAUGUUGGAUGAAUGCUGCAGAAUAUCCCUUUGAGAAUCCAGCUCACAUUUCUUUCUGUAUUUGUGGCGAUGAACGGGGGAUGAUUAAUGAUGUAAUGUCCUAAAGAUCUGUAUGAUAACAGGUCUGACACUCAGAUACCUCCUUCACUUUAAAGCAGGGCGUCACCAUGUCAUUUUGUAAAAAAAAUCAGCUUGUAAUAACCAAUUUCUUGUAAUAUCCAUUUUUUCUUCCAGAUUUGUGAAAGUACAGGUGUAACUUGAUUUUUUUGUGAAUAAAACUUGUAUUUUCAUUUUUAAGAACA
Larimichthys crocea (large yellow croaker) is the source of this 1875-nucleotide messenger RNA. It is a transcript of the gene mfap1, whose product is annotated as microfibril associated protein 1. The transcript has 8 exons. Lineage: Eukaryota; Metazoa; Chordata; Actinopteri; Sciaenidae. The record is from RefSeq and is a predicted model, not a curated record. Bases 128 to 1459 code for a protein of 443 amino acids.